Messenger RNA from Coniophora puteana RWD-64-598 SS2, 3891 nucleotides. RefSeq names its product acetyl-CoA synthetase-like protein. Lineage: Eukaryota; Fungi; Basidiomycota; Agaricomycetes; Boletales; Coniophoraceae. Bases 1 to 3891 code for a protein of 1296 amino acids. The transcript has 10 exons. The record is from RefSeq and is a predicted model, not a curated record. Gene Ontology annotation, molecular function: phosphopantetheine binding.
AUGCUCGCUGCCAGAGGCGACCUUCAGAGGCUCCUCAGCUGCUUCCUGGCCCAACCUAUCACCGUUAUCCCGAUAUACACUCAUGCAUCGCCCCGGGUCCAGCCCGCGUCGCUGCAGACGCCCAUCACUCAGGAACGUGAAGUGCACCUCAUGGUCAAUUCAAAACUGGCCUGUGUUGCGACUUCGACCGUGACCAUCACCACCCCUUACGUGGAGAGUCUCGUGCUCGACCGCAAAUUCGCCAUCGGGCAGACGUUUGCGGAGCUGGGCAGGAAGCCGGAGUUUAACCUCUUGUCGGUGAGCACCAACAUCGCCAACGGGAUGCGCGAGCUUCGCCGCACGUACACCCUCGAGACCGAGGGCUACUUCUGCAACAUCACCGAGGUCUUCCCUGAUCGCCGCAUGUUCGAGCUUGGGGAAGAAUGGCUUCAUAUCAAGGACGCCACUGCCGAAACCGAGUCGACGUCUGCUGCCACAGACGAGGAGUCCGCCGACGAAGAGAUCUCGGAGCCGGGAACGGUUGAUCGGUUCUUCAAGCACACGCCCCACUCGAUCGCAGACACGCCCACCCUCAACGUCGUGCUUGACAAGCAAGCGGUCAACCCCGCCGUUGCAGACCAUGCAUUCGCCGCGUACCCCGCCAUCCCCGCCGACCCGGCCGCGUCUAUCUCGUACACCGAGGUCACGUAUCGCGAGUUCGCCAGGAUGGUCGACUACCAGACCUCGGUCCUCUCCGCGCGCUUGAAGGACACUGUCCUUGCCCGCGCUGACGGGCGCGACGCGUCGGAGGCGCCCACGAUCGCACUCCUCUUCGAGAGCGGGUUCCACCUUGCCGUUCUGGUGAUGGCCACCAUGAAGCUUAACGCGACGGCGUUCCUGCUGGCACCUGCUAACUCCGAAGCCGCCGUGGCGCACCUGCUCAAGUCGUGCAAGGUCGCUGCCGUGCUGCAUGCUGCCGACCAUGCUGAUAAGGUCUCUGCCUCGGCUUCGUUGGCGGACAUCCCUGCGUUCGUAAUCAACGUGGCAGAGUGCGUCAAGCCUGCGCCUGCAGGUCAUGCGCUCGACGCGAGCGAGCUCCUGCACCCCGCGCACCCUGCGAUUCCUAUCAUCGUCCACAGCUCGGGAUCAACAGAAUUCCCCAAACCCGUGCGCUGGUCGAACGAGAGCUUCCUCAGUAACAGCCAGGUCAUGCUUACGGACGGCGGCUGGUCGGCGUUCGCCAACUCGGGCAACAGGUUCCUGUGCCUUGGUCCUCUGUUCCACACGUUGGGGCUGACGAUCGGGCUGGGUGGCGCGAUCUGCGAGGGGAGCACGAUUGUGUUCCCCCUGACGCGCUCGUGGCCCGUCUCGACGGCCGAUCUCAUCCGCUCGCUCCGCCUUGCUAGUGUUAAGACGUGCGUCAUCGUGCCGCUCAUGCUUGAGCAGGUCACGGAGGCGCUCGAGAACGAGAAGACGGAGGACCCAUUCGACUGUCUCGCCAGCCUCGAUCUUCUCAUCGUGGGCGGCGCGCAUUGCCCGGAGAAGCUCGCGCGCAACCUCGUCUCGCGCGGCGUGAACCUCAAGAACAUCUACGGCUCGUCUGAGACGGGCCACCUCAUGGUUGGCGACCACACGCGCUCGGCGCGGGACGACUUCGACUCGUGGAACUCGGUCCGCCCGUUCCCGCACACGAGCAUGGUGUUCAAGCCCGUCGACGCGAGCGACGGCAGUGUCGAGAGCAGCCAUUAUUAUCAGGUGCAUCUUCCCGCGGACGACGUGCGCAUGGCGCCGGGUGUGCUCAAGCCCGGCGAGGAGACGUGGAACACGGGCGAUGUUGUGCAGGAGUGCCCGCCCGGUUCGGGGUGGUAUAAGCUGAUGUAUCGGGACGAUGAUAUUCUCGUGCAUGUUAGCGGCGAGAAGACGAACCCGGUGCCGAUGGAGACGUUCUGCCGCGAGACGCGCCUUAUUCAGUGCAUUGCCAUCUUUGGGCACCAACAGCGUGUCACGGCGGCAAUUGUGCAGCUGAACAAAGCGAAAGCGCUCGAGCUCACGGAGGAGGAGCGCGUCGAGGCCGUGCACAAGCUCAUCCGGGAGGCGAACCAGGACGCACCGAGCCACUCGAGGCUGCUUGAGGAUAUGGUUAUGAUUCUUCCCCUAGACUACCCCAAGGAGAUUCCUCGUACCAACAAGGGCAACUGCAUCCGCAAGAAAGCCCUCGUCAUCUUCAAAGACGAAAUCGACGCGCUCUACCGCAACUUCGAGGAUGACGGCUCCUCCGCCGACUCAGAGCCCGAAAGCUCCACCUCGACUUGGGUAGUCUCCGAUGCCGAGAUCGCAAGCAAGCUCCGCGCUGUGAUCGCUAAGACGGCCUCCGCCCUCCCCGCAUCGUUCGACGGCGCUAAGAGUCUGUUCGAGCUCGGGCUUGACUCUGUCACUGCGAUGGCGCUGCGCAAGGCGCUCUCCAAGGCGUUCGACAUCAAACUCUCGUCGCAGUUCAUCUAUCAGAAUGCGUCGCUCGACGCGCUGAGCACCGCCAUCUACGCGAUCGUCGCCUCGCGCUCCGUUACUCCCUCUGGUAGCAAGCCCGUCUCCACGGCGCCGGUCGUGGUCGUCCCCGCGGGCCCCAGCCGCGGAGAGACGCUGGCAUCGCUGAUCCAGCGCCAGAUCGAGCACGUGCGCAUCGCCGCGCCUGCUGUGCUCGCGAGCCGCAACACGCCGCAAGAGCCCGCGCAGGCGGGUGAGGUCGUCGCUGUCGUCGGCGCCGGUGGCUCGCUGGGCAUCUGGCAGGUCAAGGCCCUCCUUGACCGCUCGGAUGUGCGCCGCGUGGUGUGCAUGCUCCGCGCGAAGGACGUCGGUGCCGCGUGGGACAAGGUCGAGGCGGCGUUCGAGAAGGCCGAGCUUGGUGGUCUUGCAGGGCAGUGCAAGGCGUGGAAGGAGACGCAGCUGGCGAGUCGGGGCCCGGCGGUGAAGACCGCACAGCCGCUUGUUGUGCUGCCGUUUGAUCUUGCGAACCCCUACCUCGCUCAGGAGGAGUAUUUGGCGCUUGCUACGGACCUGACGGCUAUCAUCCACACGGCGUGGAAGAUGGACUUCAACCAGGUUGUGGGCGAGUUCGAGCGCGAUUGCUUGAGUGGCACUACUCAGCUUCUGCUCCUGUCUUCGUUCAUGAAGCCCAAACAGUUCUUCUUCAUCUCGAGCAUCGGAGUGAUCAUGGAGUCGAAGGAGACCCCUGCACCUGAGACUCUGCCGCCCUGGACGAAGGACCAGUAUAUCCCUGUCUCCCAGCAUGGAUACAGCGAGUCCAAGUUCGUCUGUGAAUAUGUGAUCGAGGCGGCGUCCAAGCUUCUCAAUAUCCCCUGCUCCAUGGCCCGCAUCGGCCAGAUCUCGGGGGACACUCAGUCCGGUGUCUGGAAGACGGCAGAGAUGAACCCAAGCAUCAUCGCAGGCAGCGCUCGGAUCGGAAAGUUCCCCUCGGCCCCGCAAUGCCCGCUCGACUGGACACCCGUCGACUACGCUGCGAUGUCAACUGUCGACCUCACCCUCCAACAGCGCCCGCUCGGCUCAGCAUCGGUGUUCCACAUCUCGAACCCGCACGCAGCGACCUACGACGACAUGGCGCGCUGCCUGCGCUCGACGGGCAUCGCGCUCGAGUCGGUGCCGCUGCAGGAGUGGUGGGACGCGAUCCUCGCGGACGAGGGCAACCCGUGUCUCCAGAUGGAGGGAUACAUCGAGGAGUCGUUUGUCAAGGCGCAGACGGACCUCGUCGCCAGGGGCGAGAAGGCGCUGAUGCUCGAGAUCAGCCGGACGCUCGAGAGCGCACCGAACUCGCUGGGUAAGUGCCCACCGCUGGAUGAGAGCCUGUGGGGCAAGUAUGUGUCGUAUUGGCGGGAGGUUGGGUUUAUCACGAAGUAA